AUGACGGCGUACUUUGAAGAGACAACUGGUAUUGCGAACAUGGUAUUGCUAGAAAACUCUGACGAAAAGAUAUUAAUCGAAAACUUAAAGAAGCGACUACGUAAAAACAUAAUAUACACGUGCAUCGGGGAAGUUUUAAUAAGUGUUAAUCCAUACAAGACUCUGUCAAUAUACAGUGACAAAUUGAUGCUCAAGUACUAUAACAACAACUGUGUUGAUGAAAUGCCACAUAUAUUUGCAACAUCUGCGAAAGUCUUUAAGUCUUUAAAAGAAUAUCGACGAGAACAAUGCAUUUUAAUAUCAGGUGAGUCUGGAUCGGGAAAAACAGAAGCAUCCAAAAAAGUCCUAGAAUUUAUUGCAAAAGCCACACACGGUGACCAUAUUAUUCAGAUGAUCAAAGAUAAGCUCCUUGUAGCAAAUUUAGUUCUGGAGGCAUUUGGUAAUGCCAAAACUUGUAAUAACGAUAAUUCUAGUCGAUUUGGAAAAUAUAUGGACGUGGAAUUCAACCCCAUGGGUCAACCAAUAGGAGGUAAUAUUCUAAACUAUCUGCUUGAAAAGUCUCGAGUUGUUAAGCAGGCUCAAAAUGAAAGGAACUAUCAUAUAUUUUAUCAGCUGAUAAAUGGAGCUGAUAAAUGUUUAGCUGAACUCUUAGCGAUUGACAAGGACGUUGAUUAUUUGUACGUGAGAACAGACAAGAAUGACAACGACGAUUUCGAAAAUGAAACUGUUAACGAAGAUUCCAACAAAUAUAAAGAAACUUUAAAUGCUCUUCAAAUUCUAGAAUUUAAUUUGGAAGAAAAAAUGGAUAUACUGAAAAUUGUCGCUAGUAUUUUGCAUUUGGGUAAUGUUAAGGUUCAUAAACGUGACCAAAUAAGCAAAAUUGAAAAUAUCAAUACAAUUCGUAUAGUGGCCGAUUUACUAGGAGUUCCAACUAAUGAUUUGAUAUUCGCAUUGACAAAUAAAAUAAUAAGAGCUCACGGAGAAGUGAUUCAGUCACAUCUGGACGUAGAAAUGUCGAUAUUUGCAAAAGACGCAUUAGCUAAAGCUAUUUACAGUAGACUGUUUGAAUGGUUGGUAAUGCAUAUAAACAAAACGCUCAAAACAACUGUUCGUAAAAAAAGUGGUCGCAUUAGUAAAAACAAAUCGAUUGGAAUAUUGGAUAUUUAUGGUUUUGAAAUUUUACAAAUUAAUGGAUUUGAACAGUUUUGCAUUAAUUAUUGUAAUGAAAAGUUGCAAAAGUUAUUCCUUGAUUUAACACUUAAGUCAGAACAACAAGAAUAUUUAAGUGAGGGCAUCGAAUGGAAUGUUGUUGAGUACUUUGACAAUGGUAUAAUAUGUGACAUGAUUGAAGAAAGACAUAAAGGGAUCAUUUCAUGUCUCGAUGAUGAGUCUCUUAAACAAACUGAUGUGUGUAAUAAUUUGAUUUUACUCAACGAGUUGGCGAGACGUUUCAAAGAACAUGAGCACUUUUCAUGUUAUCAAACUGCAAAUGAUCCAUCAAUCAAAAAGACAAUAAUUUUACCUACAGAGUUUGUAAUCAAACAUUUUGCUGGUGCAGUGACGUAUGAUGCUUCCAACUUUUUAGAGAAAAACAAUGACUUUCUGUUUGGAAAUCUGAGCCAAAUAAUGUCCCGCUCAACUAACGCGAUCAUAAAGGUAAUUUUUUCAGAUUGUCAGACACCCGACAAAAAAAUACCAGAAACUACAAUAAAGCAGUUUAAAAAAAGUUUGAAUCGACUUAUAAACACAUUAUCGACAAAAGAGCCUUCGUACAUUAGAUGUAUCAAACCAAACAACUACAAAGAAUCUGACAAUUUUGAUGAAGAAGUUAUCAGUAAACAAGUGAAAUAUAUGGGUUUAGUCGAGAUACUUCAUAUCAAGAAAGCUGGUUUUGCAUAUCGUGGUCAAUUUGAAGUGUUUUUAAAUAGAUAUAAGAGCUUGUGUCCAGAUACUUGGCCCGAUUGGAAACAACGUUAUGACGGGGUGGCUGUCGAGGCAGUAAAACGAUUGAUUGAACAUCUGCAGUACACGAGCGAGGAUUAUAAAAUCGGAAAGACUAAAAUCAUGAUAAAAUACCCACAAACGGUUUUUGAAAUCGAAAACCGAUUCCAAGCGUCCAAACACAGGUUGGCUACGAUUAUUCAAUCAGUGUGGCGUGGAUACAUGGCCCGUAAACGAUAUACACGAGUUAGGAAAUUGGUAAUAUACUGUCAGAAGUCAGCAAAACAGCGUUUACGAUACAGGCGGUCGAUGAAACUCCGAGAGUUCAAAAUGGUCAUUCAAAAGAUAGUUUUCGUUCAAAAAAACAUCAGGAGACUGUUGGCCGUGCGCUCUUACAACAAAAUUCGAAACGCCGGGCUGACGAUUAUAAAAUUUUUCAAGGGGUUCUUGUCGAGAAACGAUCCACCAAAUGCGUACAACCGUCAAUUUGUAGUAUACAAGCAAACGAAAUAUUUGAUCGAGCUGUCUGAAACGUUACCAAAAAGUCUGAUUGACGACUAUUGGCCUAAUCCACCGAAAUGCUGUGUCGAAGUAUCUGCCUACUUAAAGACCUUGCACCGUAGUUGGCUAUCAAGAGUAUAUCGAACGAAUUUGGCUAAAUUUCCCGAGACGUAUGAGCGCCUAAAAUUUAAGCUCGCCGCAUCUGAAAUAUUCAAAGGAAAGAAGUCAAUAUACCCAGAAAGCUUAAAAUUCGAUUUUAAUAUCGAUCGUGCUGGAAUUAUUCAAAAAUUGAUAAAUACUAACUUACAGAACGAUGAAAAUCCAAAAACUGUUUAUCUUUACGCCUCAGAGGUAACGAAAUUCGAUCGCCGAGGAUACCGACCAAGAGUUAGGAUUUUGAUAAUAACUACAGAAAACAUUUUAAUCAUCAAAAAAUCUGAUAAAAACCAAACUAUCAAAGAUCGAUUGCCGUUGGAACACAUAACAAACUUGCAGAUGACAUCUGGAAUGGACAAUUUCUUACUUAUCAAAGUAUCAGAUAAACUAGAAAAAUCUAAGGGAGAUGUUCUAUUAGAAGUUCCGUACUUGGUCGAAUGUGUGACAGCUCUUUCGAAACAAACAACUGGGAUAGUAGAAUUUAUUAAUAUGCAAGAGAAUUCAUGCAUGAAACAUGACAUGAAAAACUCAAAAAAUCCUGGAUUUAUCGAAUUUAUACCUGUUGCCGUCUCGGAACGCAAAGGAGAAAUCCGCAAAGGAAACAAUGGAAAUUUAACGAUUACCGGUUGA
Melanaphis sacchari is the source of this 3228-nucleotide messenger RNA. It is a transcript of the gene Myo61F, whose product is annotated as myosin-IB. The transcript is spliced from 19 exons. Gene Ontology annotation, cellular component: microvillus; cytoplasm; plasma membrane. Gene Ontology annotation, molecular function: actin filament binding; microfilament motor activity; ATP binding. Lineage: Eukaryota; Metazoa; Arthropoda; Insecta; Hemiptera; Aphididae. Gene Ontology annotation, biological process: vesicle transport along actin filament; actin filament organization. The coding region runs from base 1 to 3228 and encodes 1075 amino acids. The record is from RefSeq and is a predicted model, not a curated record.